This is a messenger RNA of Neltuma alba, 2039 nucleotides long. Its product is annotated as receptor-like protein kinase FERONIA. The coding region runs from base 21 to 1922 and encodes 633 amino acids. The record is from RefSeq and is a predicted model, not a curated record. The transcript has a single exon. Gene Ontology annotation, biological process: protein autophosphorylation. Gene Ontology annotation, cellular component: plasmodesma; plasma membrane. NCBI's taxonomy places the organism in Eukaryota, Viridiplantae, Streptophyta, Magnoliopsida, Fabales, Fabaceae. Gene Ontology annotation, molecular function: ATP binding; transmembrane receptor protein tyrosine kinase activity.
AUGGAAUUGAGAUUGUCUCCAUGCCUGAAGAUCUCUAUUACACCAAACCUGACGACUUAGGAUUCAAAUUAAUUGGGUCGGUGGCCGGGUUCAGCAUCUCCGACAGCGUUGCUCUUCAGACAGAGUACAGGCUAAACGUCGGUGGCAGAAUUAUCUCAGCUACGAAAGACACGGGAAUGCUCCGAUAUUGGGACAGCGAUGACAGUUUCUCUGUUAAAAGUUAUUUUUCACCCGCUGAUUUUGAAGGUGAGAGAAGACCCCUGAUGUUCACUAAAGUUCCUAAUUACACAGCACCUGAGGAACUCUAUCGAACAGAACGCGAUAUGGGAAUGAACAAGACUUUGAACAUGAACACUAACCUUACUUGGGAGUUUCCCGUCGAUUCAGGCUUUACCUACAUGCUGAGACUCCAUUUUUGUGAGCUUAAUCCAGAUAUCAACAUUUCCUACAACAGGAUAUUUGAUAUUUACAUAGCCGACCAGUUAGCUGAGCAUGGUGCGAAUGUCUUAAAUUGGGCAAAGGGAAAAGCAGUUCCGGUAUAUAAAGACUAUGCCGUGAUCAUUUCAGGUGAUGCAAAACCAGCUUAUCUUUCACUCAAAAUGCAUCCUGAUUUGCAAUCACCGUUGGAGUACAAUGACGGGUUCUUAAAUGGGCUUGAGAUUUUCAAGAUCAGUGAUUCACAAAGUAAUCUCGCCGGACCUAACCCUGAUCCUCCUCCACCUCGUCCCAAUCCUAAUGAUCUACCCCAAAAGCAAGCAAGAAAAAAUAGAAGCAAGAUUGUAAUCGGGGUCAUUUUAGGUGUUUCAGCUUCCAUUGUCAUUUUGAUUUCCAGCAUCGCAUUCUUCCUCAUCACUCGUGGGAAGAACAUCAAGUCGAGUGAUGGAACUUGUAAGUGUAUUACUAAUGGCUCAGCUGUGCCGACGGAACUGUGCCAUCGCUUUUCCCUUGCUGAGGUCAGAGCCGCCACCAACAACUUCGAUGAACUCUUCAUCAUCGGCGUGGGAGGAUUCGGCAACGUCUACAAAGGUUACAUUAAAGACGGUCAAACUCCGGUCGCAAUCAAACGACUCAAACAAGGGUCGCAACAAGGGCUCCAUGAGUUCCGAACAGAGAUUGAGAUGUUGUCCCAACUUCGUCACAAUCACUUAGUAUCUCUCAUUGGCUACUGCAACGAUGGCAACGAAAUGAUCCUCGUCUACGAGUUCAUGGCUCGUGGGACCCUCCGUGACCAUCUUUACAAUUCUAACAACCACCCCCUUUCCUGGAAACAGAGGCUGAAAAUUUGCCGGAGUGCAGCGCAAGGACUACAUUAUCUUCAUGCAGGCGCGAUACGAAAUAUCAUUCAUCGCGACGUGAAGACGACGAACAUUUUACUUGACGAAAAAUGGGUGGCUAAGUUUUCUGACUUUGGAUUAUCAAAAAUAGGACCCACAGGAAUGUCCAGGUCUCAUAUUACCACUGUGGUGAAAGGAAGCAUUGGUUACUUGGAUCCAGAAUACUAUAAACGCCAAAGGUUGACUCUAAAGUCUGAUGUUUAUUCGUUUGGCGUGGUAUUACUCGAAGUAUUGUGUGGGAGGCCACCUUUCUUACGGACUUUGGAGAAGGAGAAGGCAAGCUUAGUAGAAUGGGUCAGAAAAUGCCAUCAUGAGGGCGUGAUUUGUGAAACUGUUGAUUCGUUCAUAAUAGAAAGUAUCAGACCAGAGAGCCUUAAAGCAUUCAGCGACAUGGCGUUAAAAUGUUUGGAAGAUGACCCAAAUGAACGACCAUCGAUGAGUGAAGUUGAGUGGAGCCUAGAAUAUGCGUUGCAGCUACAAGAAUGUGCAGAGGAAACUGAAGAAGAAGGAAAACGUGAGGAAGAAAGGGCACUGUUAACAGAAGUUACUGAUGUGGAAGAAAGUAAUAAAGUUGGUUUCAAUAACUAGAAAUCAGUUUUGCUCUCUGGAGUGAUGUUAACGCUCAAGUUUGAUCGAAAUAUAUGUGACAGAGGAAAGACAAAUGGUAUUGAAUUACGCUACCCACAAUAAAUUGUGAAUUUUUUU